This is a messenger RNA of Scleropages formosus (Asian bonytongue), 8245 nucleotides long. Its product is annotated as protein unc-13 homolog C-like. Gene Ontology annotation, biological process: synaptic vesicle priming; dense core granule priming; presynaptic dense core vesicle exocytosis. The record is from RefSeq and is a predicted model, not a curated record. Bases 848 to 6559 code for a protein of 1903 amino acids. Lineage: Eukaryota; Metazoa; Chordata; Actinopteri; Osteoglossiformes; Osteoglossidae. Gene Ontology annotation, molecular function: diacylglycerol binding; calcium ion binding; syntaxin-1 binding. Gene Ontology annotation, cellular component: terminal bouton; presynaptic membrane; neuromuscular junction. The transcript has 25 exons.
GAGGAUGUGGCGAGGGAGGCAGAGAAGCACUCGGAGCACCACAGACUCCAGCGGCUCUGCGACUCGGCUGUCACCAGAGGCCACGUUUAGCUGCUGAACCCGAGCCAUAGUGCAGCAGGACUGCGACCGCAACGGCAGCCUCAACCACUAGCUGCUCCUCACCUCAUCUCCACGCCUGCCUGCCCACCCAGCCCAUCUGCUGCCAAAGCCAAGGGGGAGCAGCAACCAAGCUCAACCUGCUGGCAGGGGAGGGGCUGUUCAGUCUGCCACAAGCCACUGGUUACACGGAGCCUGGAGCACUGAGGGGAGGGAAGGACCGAAGAGAAGAAGAAGGUCUUGCUUGUGCUCUGGUGACUGCUCACCCCAGCGAGCACUGUUGAGAGAGCAGGAUGGAUUCGGGUGGAGAAAGCAGAGCCCCGUCGCGGACCAACGGAGUGUCCCGCUGCUCUUGAGUUCAGUCCCCAGGGGCCGUGUCCCCUGGAGCGGUGCAUGCCUUGCUCCCCUCUGCUGACAUGCUCUUUGUGAUGAGAUGGAACCUUGACUUGCUUGAGCUGUUGCUGGUGGGUACGUUAAGUUUGCUUUUUGUGAGGAAUCACACGCACCCAGAGCAGCAAGGUCAGCCAUGAGAAAUGCAGUGGGUUUUUAUAGAGUUCCGGCUGUCCACUGGGAUGUAUAGUUUUGACAAACUGGAAAGAUUUCAUUUAAAAGGCAACUGCCAAGGACAUUUGCUCAUAUCACUCAGGGCUGACUCUCAGAUCCUGGAGACAUGUACGUUGUCACAACUGAAUGAUAUACGAUUCAGUUUUACUGAUUUAAAAAAAUAAAUAAAUACAUAAUAUUGUCCCUCAUGGUUUCUGCCCUAAUCAAGAGCCUCCCAUUUUAUGUCACUGAGAUUUGCAAAGGAAUGUUUACAAAGAAAUUGGCAAAUCCCACAAAGAAGAAAGAAAGUAGUGAUAACAAAAAAGAGGCUAAAUUUAUCCCAGGAUCUCAAUCACGGAAUCCAACUUUUUCCACGGCACUAAAGAGCACGGUCAAGAAAAUUUCCAAAUGUUCUUCUGUGCGGAAUAUAUCCAUUGAAGAUGAAAACGGCAAAAACAAUUCCUCAUCUCUUUCACCCACAUUUAGUUAUCGUGUGGCAAUAGCUAAUGGACUCCCAAAAAAUGUCCCAUUACUUAACACCAGUGAAGGAAUUUCUCAAGAGGUUUUAUCAACUGACAGCAGUCACUCUGACUCUCUGAGUGAGGUAAAACUUUGCAACAGAUUUGAUGAACACAAAGCACUUACCAUGCCAGUAAGAAGAAAUCGCAAGAGCCUGACAAGUCUGGCACCCUCCGAUGGAAGUUCAGAGGGUGAGCGAGUAGAACGAACCAGUCUCCAUACACUGCGACUCGGGGCCUUGCGUAAACUGAGAAAGUGGAAGAAGAGUCAAGAAUGUGUCUCCUCCGAUGGAGAGGUCAGCAACUGGAGGAAAACCCUGGGCAUCCGAAGCAAGUCACUGGACAGGGCUGGACGAAAUCAGAAGGCCACCUCCAUGGAACCAGGGUCUAGCUCCACCGGAUGCAUAAGCCAGACCCAAGAUGUUAUGGAGAUGAUCUUCAAGGAGUUACAGGGUAUCAGUCAAAUUGAGACUGAGCUUUCAGAACUGAGAGGGCAUGUCAAUGCCUUAAAGAGCUCCAUCGAUGAGAUCUCUAGUAGCGUUGAGGUGGUGCAGAGUGAGAUUGAGCAGUUGCGCUCGGGAUUUGUACAGUCAAGGCGGGAGACACAUGACAUACAUGACUAUAUCAAGCAGAUCAGCCACCAGGGCAACAAAGCUACUUUGAGGUUUCUCAACAUGCCCGAGAAUAGUUUUGAAAAAACAGAAAAUCUCAUUUACCAAAUAUUAAAAGAGAAAAUGGGGUUCACCGACCCAUUUAAAGCGAUAAAAAUUGAACUGGCUUAUAGGUUGGGGCACCAAAGAGAUUGUCCCAGUGCCAAGCCUCGACCUGUUAUUGUAAUAUUCUCAACACCUCAAGACCGGGACGUAGUUCUGAAAAAAAGCUACAAGCUGAAAGGCACUGGCAUAUCUGUGUCUACCGAUAGCCUUGUUCGUGAGAUAAAGGAAAGGAAAGAUAAAGGUAUGACCUCCUCUCAGACAUAUGAAAGCAUGGAUAUCAAAGUCUGCAUGAAAGAGAAAAUCGAUACCGAUGAUUGGGACUCCAUGGACAGCGAUAAGGAACUGGAGGCAACCCUAAAUCGAAACAAAUAUUCAGCAAUGCCAAAGGCACCCCAAAAGUCUAAGUCUGAGAAGAAGAAAUCACACUGCCCUAGGUCAUCAGAGCCUGGAGCACAUUCAGGCACAUCAGCACAGUACAGCAAUGAUAACUUUCAAUCAUCUGUGUACGAAGACCCUGACAAACAAACAAAGCCUUAUUACACUGACCUAACCCCAGUCUGGUUUUCACAGAGUGAAUAUUCAACACCUAAACUUAGUCGCUCAGAGUCUGACUGCUCUAAGCUCUGCCAGUCAUACUCUGAAGACUUUUCUGAGAAUCAGUACUUCAGCAGAACCAACGGCUGCUCCCUUCUCUCCUCCUCAGAUCAGGAGCUUUGGCAGAGGAAGCAGGAAGAUAUGGCAUCCUCCUGGUAUACAAAUCCACCCAACCCAGCUCUAAGCCAAGAAAACCAGAGAUACAUAGAACCCAAUGGAGCAGAGACCACAGAAACUAUAGACAGUGGUGUGAGCAAUGGGCUGGUGUGUGCCUCAGGUGAUAGGAGCCAUUACAGUGGCUCCCAGCUUUCACUUCAGGCUGAUUUGUCACCUUGGAAAGAGUGGCACCACUUGGAACAAGGGGCAGAUUCAGGCUUAGAUGCUUCUACCGACCACAAUAUAGUAUCAGAGAUCAGCAGUCCAUUUGACCCAAGGAUGACCUCAGGUUUCCCUGAAAACAUUACAAAAUGCCAGGAGGUAGAUUUACAGUUUGAAGGAGAAAACUACAUGACAUUGGACAGCACUCCAUCCACAUGCCCGGGUAUGGAGAGUGAAUCAACAAGUCAGCCUGAUGCUCAGAGUGAUCCUUACCCAGAAGGAGAUGUAAAUUUCUACCAAAGCCAAAACAAGUCCUUGCCUAUGUAUCAUAGCCAGAGUGAGAUCAGACAAGAAAAAACAGAGGAAGUGCCAAAAUCCUGGCAUAGUCGGCUCAGCAUAGACCUCACCGACAAAACUUUCAGUUUCCCAACAUUUGGAUCCACUCUGCAGAGAGCCAAAUCUGCACUGGAGGUAGUCUGGAACAAAAGCUCCCAAAGUGUGAGUGCUCCUGAGGAGCCAACCAAUUCCACAUUCAUGGGUCGAUUCAGGACUUUGUCACAAUCCACUGCAAAUGGCUCCAGCACAACCAUAAACUCAGAUGUGUACACAGAGCCUUUCUACUACAAAGCCGAGGAGGACAACAGCGAGCAAGCUGUGGACAAUGAGACACACUACGUGGAGGUGAUGGAGCAAGUGCUGGCCAAUCUUGAGAACAGGACAAAUGCAAAUGAGUCAGAAGAACCGUACCAGGAUUACAAUGUCGCUCAUGCGAUGAACUAUGUGCUCGAAUACGACUGCAGCUUGGACGAGCAGUAUGAUGACGAGUACAGCGAGGGGUAUGAUGAUAACCCAGCAACAGAAGAAACUACAGAGUCUGAGUUGAUGGGAUGUGUUCAGGAAACUGAAGAAAUGGAGGACAACGUUGCACAAGAGGAUGAAAACCAAAACUUGCCAGCAGUGGUGGAGACUCCACCCAAAAAGAGGAUACGUCCAACAUUCAAAGAAGUUGCUCUGAGGGCCUACAGAAAGCAAAUGGCCGAACUGGAGGAACAGAUCCUUGCAGGAGACAGCGCUGCCUCGGAUGCACAGGCUCGCCUCAGCAGCCUCGGUGCCCUGGAAACGUCAACAUUCCUUGGGCUUCAAGGAGCUGGAGGGCCAGGAAACAUUCUUUAUGGUAUUGACAGCAUGCCAGACCUGCGGCGCAAGCGCACCAUGCCCAUUGUCCGGGACCUGGCUUUGACACUGGCUGCUCGAAAGGCAGGCAUAUCCUUUGCCCUUGUGACAAGAUCUACUCUAAAUAACGAAGACCUGAAGAUGCACGUCUUGCGGAAAACUCUCCAGGCCUUAAUCUACCCCAUUUCAUCUACAACCCCGCACAACUUUGAGGUGUGGACGGCGACGGCACCCACGUACUGCCAUGAGUGCGAGGGGUUGCUAUGGGGCAUCGCGCGCCAGGGUAUGCGGUGUACCGAAUGCGGGGUCAAGUGCCAUGAGAAGUGUCAAGACUUGCUCAACGCGGACUGUCUGCAGCGGGCCGUGGAGAAAAGCUCCAAGCAUGGAGCAGAAGACAAAGCCCAGAACAUCAUCAUGGCAAUGAAAGAAAGAAUGAAGAUCAGGGAGAAGAACCGACCUGAGGUGUUCCAAGUCAUCCAGGAGAUGUUCCAGAUUUCCAAAGAAGACUUCACCACUCACCUGAAGGCAGCCAAGCAAGCGGUGCUUGAGGGCACCUCCAAGUGGUCUGCCAAAAUUACCAUCACAGUCCUGUGUGCUCAAGGUUUGCAAGCCAAGGACAAGACGGGAUCAAGCGAUCCAUAUGUCACUGUGCAGGUGGGCAAGACUAAGCGCAGGACCAAAACCAUCUUUGGAAACCUCAAUCCCGUGUGGGACGAGAAGUUCUCUUUUGAAUGCCACAAUGCCACGGACAGGAUAAAGGUCAGGGUGUGGGACGAGGACGAUGACAUCAAGUCACGUGUGAAGCAACACUUCAAGAAGGAGUCGGAUGACUUCCUUGGCCAGACCAUCAUUGAAGUUAGGACACUGAGCGGCGAGAUGGACGUGUGGUACAAUCUUGAAAAGAGGACGGACAAGUCAGCCGUUUCUGGAGCAAUCAGGCUGAAGAUAAGCGUGGAGAUGGAAGGCGAGGAAAAAGCAGCUCCGCCUCAUGGCCAGUAUACCUGCUUACAUGAGAACCUAUUCCACUACCUGACAGAGGUGCAGAACAACGGCGCUGUGAAGAUUCCCGAAGUCAAAGGGGAUGAGGCCUGGAAGGUCUACUUUGAUGACGUCUCGCAGGAAAUUGUUGAUGAGUUUGCCAUGCGUUAUGGAGUUGAAACUAUAUACCAGGCUAUGACCCAUUUCUCCUGCCUGUCCUCCAAAUACAUGUGCCCCGGCAUCCCAGCGGUUAUGAGUAACCUCUUGGCCAACAUCAACGCCUACUUUGCCCACACUACCAACACCACCACCACCAACAUCUCUGCCUCUGAUCGCUUUGCCGCCUCCAACUUUGGGAGGGAAAAAUUCGUCAAACUCUUGGACCAGCUCCACAACUCACUGAGGAUUGACCUGUCCAAAUAUCGGGAUAAUUUUCCUGCUGGAAACCGAGAGAGACUCCAGGACCUCAAGUCCACAGUGGACCUGCUGACAAGCAUCACCUUUUUCAGGAUGAAGGUGCAGGAGCUUCAGAACCCACCCCGAGCCAGCAUGGUGGUGAAGGACUGUGUACGGGCCUGCUUGGACUCCACAUACAAAUAUAUCUUUGACAACUGCCAUGAGCUCUACAACCAGCUCCUCGACCAGACGAAAAAGCAGGACAUUCCACGUGAGGAACAAGGGCCUUCCAUCAAGAAUCUGGAAUUCUGGCCCAAGCUCAUCACCCUCAUGGUUGCCGUAAUUGAUGAGGAUAGGACUGCUUACACACCUGUACUGAACCAGUUCCCACAAGAGCUGAACAUAGGGAAGAUCAGCGCCGAGGUUACAUGGAAUCUCUUCGCCAUGGACAUGAAGUAUGCCAUGGAAGAGCACGAGAAGCACCGUUUGUGCAAGAGCACUGACUACAUGAAUUUGCACUUCAAGGUGAAAUGGUUCUAUAACGAGUAUGUCCGAGAUCUGCCUGCCUUCAAGGAUUCUGUUCCAGAAUAUUCCCUGUGGUUUGAGCCCUUUGUCAUUCAGUGGUUAGAUGAAAACGAGGACGUGUCCAUGGACUUCCUGCAUGGAGCUUUGGAGCGGGAUAAAAAGGAUGGCUUCCAGCAGACUUCUGAGCACGCUCUGUUCUCCUGCUCUGUCGUGGAUGUCUUCGCACAGCUCAACCAGAGCUUUGAGAUCAUCAAAAAGCUCGAGUGUCCCAACCCGCAGGCCCUGGCCCACUUCAUGUGUCGCUUCGCCAAGACAAUCAACAAGGUCCUGUUACAGUAUGCAGCGAUUAUAGCCAAAGACUUCAUCAACUACUUGGAUAAGGAGAAAGUGCCAUGCAUUCUCCUCAACAACAUUCAGCAACUGCGCAUCCAGCUGGAGAAAAUGUUUGAGUCCAUGGGUGGGAAACAGGAGGAAGAAGUUGUGUCCUUCUGUAAGGUCUGUCCAGGGACUCUUGCCAGCAUCACCAUCUAUGAGAAUGGCAUUGAGUGCACGAUUACCUUAACUCUCCCCAACCCUGACCCCAUGCACUUUUUAGCCACACCCCCCAUGACAGCAUGUGCUGAAAAUGCUUACUUGGAUUCUGAAUGCAAUCAGGCAUGUGGCACAGAGCAGCUGUACUCUGUUUUUACAACUUCCACGUAAGCUUCCUAACUUGACACUCCUAAUCAGUAUCCACAGACUUUUUUAAAUUGUUUGUUAAAGAUAUAUUUUUCCAUUAUUUCUUCUCCCAGGGCUAAUUUGAUGGUCAGUUUUGAUAACCUGUAGCUGGUGGUACUUGCAUCACGCUGCUCUGUCUGCUCUGCACAUUUUCCGAGCCACAGCACAGAAAGCAUCAAAAUUUGAGAUUUGUGUCCUCAGGAAUGAUCAACAAAGGCGAUCUUACAUCUCCCCAACUCUGCUUACAACAAAGGCAGUGUAAGCACAGGGGAAGUAGGAGGUUACAGAUGCCCUCUUCCAUGUCUGUGUCAUGGCCUCAGUUGGCAAGCUUCUUUCAGACCUCACAAUCAUAUGUGAAACAUACACUUCAGAACCAAACAUAAGUCCCCUGAAUCAAAGUAGUUAGCAGCAGGCUUGGGCAGUUGUACCGAGGGUGUGAGUGGUACUUGUUGGCUGUUGUAGUCGAUGCCCUUAGGAGCGAAAAGCCGUUGACUGAAGAAUAUAUUUCAAGGACUCAUAUAAGAAAAGAUUAACGAAUGCAGACAUUAAACAUUUAAAGUCAAUUUUUAACCCUAUGGAUACAGAGAGAUGUCAGCAAGGAUGUUUCCAGCUAUGCCCAAGAGCUACAAACUUGCAAUAGUCACAAAGUCUUAACGCUGUGGCCUUGCAAUAACCUCUAUACAGAAAGGCACUUAGCUAGGCCCCUUUUCCUGAGCACGUUGAACUCAGAUUGGUACGAGAUCGCUGAAAAUUUUAUUUUGUUAAUUACUACCUUUCUGUUUUCUAUUAUGUGCAAUUUUUGUAUUUUUCUCACAGCAAAUAUUAGCAUACAUAACACAGAGGGCAUAGAACCUGUAACAGUAUUUUUCACUACAUUAUUUAAAACUAUUGUUACACACAAAAAACACUCAAUAUCUGCUCCAUAAUUAUGAAUAUGAUGCAUGGUCAUCAAAUAUAUACACUCUUCUGAUGACUGCUAAAAACUGAUGCUGCCCAUGGUGGCCAAUGGACAUGCUAAUGAGGCAAAUGAACAAAUUACCCAUAAGUCCUGGAUAAAUAAUAUGCAACAUAUUUUAUAAUAUGGAUUGAUGACCUGGCCUCACCACAUAACCAUCUUUUUUAGCGAAAUGUUAUAUGCACAGCUAGUAAAGAGAUUUAAAUUUAUUCUGGAAGUGGUGAGACAGACAUUGCAUUCAGCUGAAGGGAAACAUUUGCAUCUGGUGACUUCAUGUCUGCUGUUCAUGUAAGCAGUUUGAAUGGUUUGUAAAACUGAAACUGUUUUCAAUGAGCACCCAUGGCCUGUCAUAAUUAAUUUAUAGUUGUGCCUGCUUCAAAGAGUGAAAUUUUAUGACUUAAAAUGUAAAAGGCGCUUAUGUUUCAAAAUCAAGCCCUGUGUUGUCAAAAAGUCCUAAUAUUCUGGGCUUUGAAUAAAGUCUUCUCCGACGUGCAUCAGUGAUUUGGAACACAGUGUUCAGCUGUCAUGAACAAGUGCUGCUGUUUGCAACUACAGCUGCAAGUGGAACUCAGGGUCCAGUGUGGCACUGAUUAGAUCUCGUUAUUCCACUUUCUCAUUUUCUACCUUCGGACAAUAUACUUAGUCUCGAGCGGCACCAUAUCAAUGAUGACAUGACAUUAUGCACACAAUCAAGAGAGCUAUGCUCAUUCAUUGCA